This is a messenger RNA of Phytophthora infestans T30-4, 651 nucleotides long. RefSeq names its product secreted RxLR effector peptide protein, putative. NCBI's taxonomy places the organism in Eukaryota, Oomycota, Peronosporomycetes, Peronosporales, Peronosporaceae. The coding region runs from base 1 to 651 and encodes 216 amino acids. The transcript has a single exon. The record is from RefSeq and is a predicted model, not a curated record.
AUGUCCUCCUGCUUUGUGUUGACCAUCUUCUUUUUUGGCAUUGGUCUGUGCUUCGCCAGUCAGCUCACGGACCCCGGUCACACCAGCUUCGGUGCUCUCAUUGAGACACGUCUCCUCAUUGGAACCAAGAGCUCAAUAAAAUCAAGGAGAUUCUUAAGACCCCACGACACGCCUAAGCAAAAAAAUAAUAUCGGCAGCGACAACAAGAUCGAGGGGGAAAGAGCUGGAGUUCCUGGAAUGACAAAAAUCGAAGAACUAGUCCCUAAGCUUGCUUUGAAGCUGGAGAUAGACCCAACAAAGGUUUUUAAGAAUGUACACGUUGUGAAAUCUGGUGCUAAGCUAGAUGGCAACAGAAGUUUUCUUGUCUGGUUUCUGUACGUGAAGCAGUACCGAAUUAAACGAGGAGGCGACUUUUUUUAUGGCGACGACGUUCUGUUAGACUUACUGAGGAAAACGAAAUCGGAAGAAGAACUGGUGCGACUAUUUCAAUCGCUUCGGCAAAAUCCAGCCUUCAAGGACAUCGCAGAGAAGAUGAAGAUCGACAUGGUUUUGAGCUCUGCGUCUAGCCACAGACUAGUAAAUGCAGCGUGGCUGAAUUCCCGAGAAACCCCCGAAGAGGUUUUUAAAAUAUUGCGGCUGAAAAAUGGAUGA